Messenger RNA from Spodoptera frugiperda (fall armyworm), 2164 nucleotides. RefSeq lists its product as uncharacterized. Lineage: Eukaryota; Metazoa; Arthropoda; Insecta; Lepidoptera; Noctuidae. The transcript has 2 exons. Bases 87 to 1454 code for a protein of 455 amino acids. The record is from RefSeq and is a predicted model, not a curated record.
AGGUAGAAUGUUUCGUUAUAUUAUUUUGAACAUGAGGUUAAAUCAAAAUCCAAGAUGGCGCCGACAAGAUUUGCCAACUUUCCGUCAUGGGUGUCAUUUUCAUGGUUUUCGGGGUCGCUUAUAGCGAAUAUGAAGUCAAAAUUAAAAUCCAAGAUGGCGCCGACAAGAUUUGCCAACUUUCCAUCAUGGGUGUCAUUUUCAUGGUUUUCGGGGUCGCUUAUAGCGAAUAUGAAGUCAAAAUUAAAAUCCAAGAUGGCGCCGACAAGAUUUGCCAACUUUCCAUCAUGGGUGUCAUUUUCAUGGUUUUCGGGGUCGCUUAUAGCGAAUAUGAAGUCAAAAUUAAAAUCCAAGAUGGCGCCGACAAGAUUUGCCAACUUUCCAUCAUGGGUGUCAUUUUCAUGGUUUUUGGGGUUGUUUAUAGCGAAUAUGGAGUCAAAAUCAAAAUCCAAGAUGGCGCCGACAAGAUUUGCCAACUUUCCGUCAUGGGUGUCAUUUUCAUGGUUUUCGGGGUCGCUUAUAGCGAAUAUGAAGUCAAAAUUAAAAUCCAAGAUGGCGCCGACAAGAUUUGCCAACUUUCCAUCAUGGGUGUCAUUUUCAUGGUUUUUGGGGUUGUUUAUAGCGAAUAUGGAGUCAAAAUUAAAAUCCAAGAUGGCGCCGACAAGAUUUGCCAACUUUCCAUCAUGGGUAUCAUUUUCAUGGUUUUCGGGGUCGCUUAUAGCGAAUAUGAAGUCAAAAUUAAAAUCCAAGAUGGCGCCGACAAGAUUUGCCAACUUUCCAUCAUGGGUGUCAUUUUCAUGGUUUUCGGGGUCGCUUAUAGCGAAUAUGAAGUCAAAAUUAAAAUCCAAGAUGGCGCCGACAAGAUUUGCCAACUUUCCAUCAUGGGUGUCAUUUUCAUGGUUUUCGGGGUCGCUUAUAGCGAAUAUGAAGUCAAAAUUAAAAUCCAAGAUGGCGCCGACAAGAUUUGCCAACUUUCCAUCAUGGGUGUCAUUUUCAUGGUUUUUGGGGUUGUUUAUAGCGAAUAUGGAGUCAAAAUCAAAAUCCAAGAUGGCGCCGACAAGAUUUGCCAACUUUCCGUCAUGGGUGUCAUUUUCAUGGUUUUCGGGGUCGCUUAUAGCGAAUAUGAAGUCAAAAUUAAAAUCCAAGAUGGCGCCGACAAGAUUUGCCAACUUUCCAUCAUGGGUGUCAUUUUCAUGGUUUUUGGGGUUGUUUAUAGCGAAUAUGGAGUCAAAAUUAAAAUCCAAGAUGGCGCCGACAAGAUUUGCCAACUUUCCAUCAUGGGUAUCAUUUUCAUGGUUUUCGGGGUCGCUUAUAGCGAAUAUGAAGUCAAAAUUAAAAUCCAAGAUGGCGCCGACAAGAUUUGCCAACUUUCCAUCGUGAGUGUCAUUUUCAUGGUUAUUGGGGUCGCUUAUAGCGAAUAUAAAGUGAAAAUCAAGUUCAAGAUGGCGCCGACAUAAAUAUAUUAAUUUUUCGACAUGAGUGUCAUUGUUGUGAUUUUUGAGGUCGCUAAUAUCGAAUACGGAGUGAAAAUUAAAUUCCUAGAUAGCGCCAAAAAAGUUUUCUUGGCAGUUUUUUAUGGUUUUUGGGUCCGUAAUAUUAAUACUACCAAUAAUUUUAAUAUUAAUACUAACAGCUGGCGGAAAAUUUAGUAUUGUUAUGAGAAUAAAUAGUAUAAAAGAUAUGGCGAAAAAGUGCUCAUCACGCUGAAUAUCUUUUCUUAAGAAAGUAUAUUCAAAUCUCUUCAGGUUUGGCUGGGCUGUUAGGAGUCCAUGUCAGGGAUUCUACAUCCUCGAUUUUCGUAUGUCGCCAACAAGUGCUCAUCACGCUGAACAACUUUUCUUAAGAAAGUAUAUUCAUAUCUCUUCAGGUUCAUCUGGGCUGUUAAGUGUCCACGUCAGGGAUUCUAGAUCCUCGAUUAAUUUCUACGAGGUAUUAAUUUGCCACCGGUCCUUGAUAAGUCUACAAAGUUUGAACGAAAUCGGUCCGUUUAAAAUGGGUAAAAAUCGAGUUGGAAGAGGUUGGUUACAUAGAAACAUACAAACUAACAAACACACAUAUAUACAUUCUUUACAUAUGAAACUAAAUAAAAGCAUGUAAAAAGUUAGUUUUGCGUUGGCACCAUUUGAUUUUUGAUUUCGAACGUUUACUUUCCGAAAACUAUGAAAAU